AUGGGAAGAGUCUGAAUAAUUUAGCUAUUUCGAAUUUUUUAUUAAAAAAAAAAAAAGAGGGAAAGUCUUACUCCUUUUCGAGCGGAAGGUGUUAACAAUUCGCAAGACGAAAAGCCCAGACAGAAAUUAAAAUUGAAGGAGACUGAAAACAAAACCCAUUCCGGCUUUAUCUAUCUUUAUCUCUCUCUCUUCACAGUUCAAUCAAAACAUAACAAGACAAAGCCUUUUCUUCACAUUCGUAGAAAGACACAGACGGAGAGAGAGAGCGCUUCACUGUUUCUUCUGCUUCUAAAGUCUGUUCUUUCUCUCUCAAUUUUCCCUUUUUGUUUUUUAUAAUUAAGUUGGUAAUUUCAGUCUGAUUAUCAAUCUUAAUCCAGGGAUUCUGCUGUCAAUGUUGAUAAUCAAGAUGACAGGACAGGAGCUUUAAUCUCUCCCUAAAUUACUGUGGAAGUCACACUAACCAGAUCCCAUUUUUGUUCAUAUGGUUUGUUGCAGAACCACUGAAUUCGGCUUCCACUAAUAUUUAAUGAAAUCCAAACUCAUCUCAAGUAAGAACUUACAACAUUUAUGUCAACUCAUUCUGUAAUUUCUGCCCUUAGGAAGCGGAAAAAGAAAAACCUUGUUCAGAUGAUCUUUAAUUAUGAUAUUAACCUUAGCUUAAUUGUAGCUUACACAAGUUGCGUUGAAACAUGAAUGGAAAUAGGCAAAUGGAGGUGCAUUACAUAGAUACAGGCUUUCCUUACACUGCUACUGAAAGCUUUAUGGACUUUUUCGAAGGUCUAACACAUGUUCCACCAAAUUACUCUCACGCUGGACCUGGACUGAUGCAUGAUCAGGAAAACAUGUACUGGUCAAUGAAUAUGACCGCAUACAAAUUUGGAUUUUCUGGUCUGGAAAGUACUUUUUACAGUCCAUAUGAGGUAAAUGAUCAUUUCCCAAGAAUGGAUGUCAGCAGGAGGACUUGGGACUACCCAUCAAUGCUGAUUUUGGAAGAGCCUGCAACUUUAGAUUUGCAGCCUAGACGUGAUGCAGUUAUGGGCGUCCAUGCUAUCCCUGAAGAAUGUUUUCCAAAUUAUCAAAGCAAUAGUAAUUCUCAGGUGGUUUUGCAAGACAAUAUCGACCCGGAUAACAUGACCUACGAGGAAUUGCUUGACUUAGGGGAGGCAGUUGGAAGUCAAAGUCGGGGUCUAUCCCAGGAGCUUAUAGAUUUGCUUCCAACCUCAAAAUGCAAGUUUGGAAGCUUCUUCUCAAGGAAAAAGUCUAAAGAGAGAUGUGUGAUAUGCCAGAUGAGGUACAAAAGAGGGGAGCGGCAAUUGAAAUUGCCAUGUAAGCACAUCUACCACUCAGAAUGCAUCAGCAAAUGGCUUAGCAUCAACAAGAUAUGCCCAAUCUGCAGCAAUGAAGUAUUUGUGGAGGAAUCAAGGCAUUAAGACAUUGAAAUUAGAAAGAUUUAGAGUAAUCGUGGCUCGACGUUUUUUUUUUUCGUUUAAACCUUUUUAUAGUGUUCAUUUAGCUGCAUUUGGUUGGUUUAUAUUUUUAUCUUGCAAGCUGUGAAGGACAUUUUUCUAUUUUAUAUACAUUAUUUUAAGAAGUGGAGAAAAACUAUGUUUCCUAAGGUUGUAUAGUAAGAAAUAUGGUUGGAUGUCAUGUUUGCUGGAGACAUCUAAAGAAGAAGAAA
Messenger RNA from Durio zibethinus, 1678 nucleotides. The record is from RefSeq and is a predicted model, not a curated record. Lineage: Eukaryota; Viridiplantae; Streptophyta; Magnoliopsida; Malvales; Malvaceae.